This is a messenger RNA of Ricinus communis (castor bean), 2975 nucleotides long. RefSeq names its product patatin-like protein 6. The transcript has 3 exons. NCBI's taxonomy places the organism in Eukaryota, Viridiplantae, Streptophyta, Magnoliopsida, Malpighiales, Euphorbiaceae. The record is from RefSeq and is a predicted model, not a curated record. Gene Ontology annotation, biological process: lipid metabolic process. The coding region runs from base 907 to 2310 and encodes 467 amino acids.
AAAUAAAGUAAGAAAGAAAAAUCAAUUUGUUUUUUUUCUCUCUCUCUCUCUCUCUCUCUCUCUCUCUGCUCUUUAGAGAGAGACAGAAAGAAAAGGAAAGAGUUGAAUAUUGAAAAUGGUGCGACUCUGGUUUUAAAAGCUAUAAACAGACAUGCUCUGCAGCUGCUGUGUUCUUGCCUCCUCUCUUUCUCUUUCCUUUUCUCUUUCUUCUUCUUUGGAUUCUUCUGUGUUUUUCUAAUUCUUUUGUUUUCUCUAGGGUGUAUGUAUGUAUUGCCGUAGCUUAUUAUUAUUAUUAUUAUCUAGCUGAAAUACCUCUCUUCCUUUCUCUGUUUGGUUGGUUUCAUCUUUUUAUGCAAUAUCGGUUUAUCGUUUUUGCUGUGGCGUGGUCUGUUAAAAGAUUACACACCCAGUAGCAGAAAGAAAUUAGAUUCAGAGAUUGGGCAAAGGGUUUUCCAAGACCAGGGUUUUUGGGUUCUUUUCUUUUGUUUUCUUCUUUUCUUGUAAAGAAUGAUUGGUUAAUUCAGAACUUCAACUCGAGUCUAUUUGGCAACCUUAAAAGAUUUUUUUCUUUUUGCAGCAAAUUUAUUUUUCUUUUCUUCAGUUUCUUGAUGAUCAUGGAAGAUGAGGGAAGUAAUUUCAAGAAACUAAUUCUCUUUGGAAGUUUCUAACAGUUGAAUGCAAGAAACAGGAGAGAAAAAUAAUUUUGGCAAGAAAAAAAAUCUCUGCUGGCGUUAAUGUCGAGGUAAACCGAAGAAGAAGAAGGAGAAGAACCAAAUUAAUACAAGAGAUUAACCUGUCCAUGUCCAUCAUCAAGAACUAGCAUGCAAAGAAUAUAAUUCUUGAACAACCCAAGUUGAUUAGAUUCUUUAAUUUUGGCACCCAAAACACCAAAAGAAAGAAACCGGAAUGGCUAGCGAUCAAUCUUUAGAAAUGCACGAACCAAGCAUUGACACCGACAAACUCAGCUACGAAAUCUUUUCAAUUCUUGAAAGCAAAUUCCUUUUCGGCUACGAUGAUCAAAAGCUCUGGAUUCCCAAGCAGAUCUCUCCAGCACCAACAACAGAGCAAAAACCAGAGAAUCUUAUAUCUCAUCCCACAGAUACCAAUAAUGGCCUCUCAGCUAUCAAGAACCAGCGUGGAAAAAUCUGCAUACUAUCCAUAGACAGUGGCGGCAUGAAAGGUAUUCUUUCAGGAAAAGCACUCGCAUAUCUUGAGGAUGCACUCAAGACAAAAUCAGGCAAUCCUGACGCAAGAAUUGCUGAUUAUUUCGACGUCGCUGCCGGUACUGGCAUCGGAGGUAUAUUCACGGCCAUGCUUUUUGGUACUAAGGAUCAUAACCGUCCACUCAAAAAAGCUGACGAUACUUGGAGGCUUCUAGCUGAUCAUGGUAAAAAAAUUUACCGUUCUGGCAAUGGCAGCAGCGGCAGCGGCAGUGGUUUUAGGCGGUUAUUUAAAGCCGGUUCUGGUUCGACCGGGGCUACAACCGGCCUGGAGAAGGCCAUGAAAGAGAUGUUUGCCGAGAAAGACAGGAGUUUAACGCUUAAGGAUACCUUAAAACCGGUACUGAUUCCAUGCUAUGAUCUUUCAAGUACGGCGCCGUUUUUAUUCUCCAGAGCAGAUGCAUUAGAAACAGAUAGUUUUGAUUUCCGGUUAUGGGAAGUUUGCCGGGCGACAUCGGCUGAACCGGGUUUAUUUGAGCCAGUUCAAAUGCGGUCUGUUGAUGGUCAGACCAAGUGUUUAGCGGUUGACGGUGGUUUAGCUAUGAGUAACCCAACUGCUGCAGCAAUUACGCACGUGCUGCAUAACAAGCAAGAGUUUCCUUUUGUUAGAGGGGUGGGAGAUUUGUUAGUGUUGUCACUGGGUAGCGGUCAACUUCUUGAAAAUAGCUAUGAUUUCGAUGAGGUUAAAAAUUGGAGAGCCAAGCACUGGGCUCGACCCAUGGCUCGAAUAUCGGGCGACGGUUCGGCUGAUGCAGUGGACCAAGCUGUAGCAAUGGCAUUUGGUCAGUGUAAGAGCAGUAACUAUGUGAGAAUUCAGGCAAAUGGAUCCAGCUUAGGCAGGUGUGGACCCAAUGUAGACACAGACUCUGGUCCUACCAAUGUGAAAAUAUUGAUUGCCACAGCGGAGGAGAUGUUGAAGCAGAAGAAUGUUGAAUCAGUCCUGUUUGGGGGUAAGAGGAUUGGAGAAGAAAGCAACUUUGAGAAAUUGGAUUGGUUUGCUGGUGAACUUGUGCUUGAACAUCAGAGGAGGAGCUGCAGAAUUGCUCCCACUGUUGCUUUCAAGCAAGCAGCUGCUUCUAAACCCACCUAGCCUCUCUACUCUUUCAACUAUAUAUCUACAGAACCAACCCAAAACACAAACAAAGGGUAAUUAAAGAAUUAUAUAUAUAUAUAUAUAUAUAUAUAUAAACAUAUUUAAGAGAAAGAAAAAGAAGAAGAAGAAGAAGAAAAAGAGUAAUCAUAUAUCAGCUUUUACUUUUGAAAGUGAAGAAUAUCAAAGUUGAAGAUGAAGAGGAGAGGGAGUAGAUUGAGAAGGGACAAGUGACACAAAGGGUAGAAGAUCUCAGUGGGAUACUUUGCCUACCAGAGGACAGGCAUUGUGGUGUCCACUCCACUUUUCCACAAUGGCAAGGAACCAAGAAAGAAAGAAAACAAAGAACCCCCCACACCCCCCCCAAAAAAAAAAAAGAGAAAAAGGAAAAGCUUUUGAAGGUCAAACCAAGUGACCAAGUAUCAGGUGUGAAUCUUUUUGUUGUCAUUAAAAAAAUUCAGGUUGUGGGAAAGAAAACUUGUUUCUGUAUUUCUCCCAUUAUUUUUUUCUUUUGUAUCAUUUUUUUUUCCAAUUUUCUUUUCCUUGUUUGGUCUUUUUCAACCUUUUCUCUCAAGAAACUUGAGUGGAAGGGGUGGUGGGCUAGUUACUUUCUCAAGAAACCCAGAUGAUCAUAUUCAUAUGUAUAGCCAAAGUUCUUUGACUGA